AUGGCGCCUCCUCUGGUUUGUGACAGUGAAUUUAAGAAAGACUCCGUGGACAUGAUUGUGUCCAUCCUUUUCUUCCUCCUCUUCAUCCCUGGCCUCAUCCUCAACGGAGUAGCAGCCUGGGUCUCUUUACGCCUGCGUUGCAAGACCACCUUCGUGGUUUACCUGAAGAACUUGGUGGCUGCUGAUUUGCUCAUGACCUUGACCCUGCCUCUGGAAGCCACGAGUGGUUUGCCAAGUGCUCCCGUCAUCUUAGAGGUGGUGUCUUGUAAAUAUUCUGCUGUGAUUUUCUACUUCAGCAUGUACAUGAGCGUUAUGCUGCUUGGCUUCAUCAGUCUGGACCGCUUUUUCAAGGUAGUCAGACCCAACGGCAGGUUUUUGUGUCAGAACCCGCUGUUUGGGAAAGCUGUGUCGGCAUCCAUUUGGAUGAUUUAUCUUUGUUUAGUCGUUGUACCCACAAUAAUACUCACUGAUCAAGAACACAAGGGUGUCAGGAAAGACUAUUGCAUGAAAAUGAAAAGCGAAGCGGGGCUGAGACUGCACAAAGGGGUGGUCCUGGGCAGCAUGAUUCUCUUCUGGGUUGUCUGUGCUGUUACCUGCUUCUGUUACACCUGCAUAGCCUGGAGGGUUUGGAGGUCAUAUAGGACCUCUGGGAGCAACAGCAGUAAGGUGUGCCAGAAAACAAAAGCUCGGGUAUUUGUAAUCCUGGCGGUUUUCUUGUUGUGCUACGCCCCCUACCAUGCCAUACGUGUCCCCUACACUCAAGUUCAAGUUAGAAUGGAGAACUGCAAAAUGUCGACAUUGUACAAGGCCAAGAAAUUAACCUUGUGGCUUUCCGCCACCAACGUGUGUCUGGAUCCACUCAUCUAUUUCUUCCUGUGUCGAGCUUUCAGGAAGAAACUGUAUAAAAUGUGCUCACUGGGGUCUCAGUCCACACCUUGA
Messenger RNA from Lampris incognitus (smalleye Pacific opah), 939 nucleotides. Its product is annotated as P2Y purinoceptor 14-like. NCBI's taxonomy places the organism in Eukaryota, Metazoa, Chordata, Actinopteri, Lampriformes, Lampridae. Gene Ontology annotation, cellular component: membrane. The transcript has a single exon. The record is from RefSeq and is a predicted model, not a curated record. Gene Ontology annotation, molecular function: G protein-coupled purinergic nucleotide receptor activity. The coding region runs from base 1 to 939 and encodes 312 amino acids. Gene Ontology annotation, biological process: negative regulation of adenylate cyclase activity; G protein-coupled receptor signaling pathway.